ACAUGCUAGUCAAGCUGGAUCAGCUGACACCACACAGCUUCUCCUUUUGAUGCUCUUCUUCCUCCAUCGGAUCACAGCGCUUCUGAAAACACAAAUAUUUCGCUAUCUUUGUCUUACUGGCGUCAAUUCUUAAAUUUGAGCCAGGUAUAUCUUGCUGAUCCAGCAGGUUAGGCCGCCGAAUAGAUGUUGUUAGAGUGGAUGAUGAACGGACACGCCAUUCUUUACACGGGGGUCACUUUGGCCUUUUGGAGCACCAUACUAAUCGUCGGUAUCUGCUAUACCAUAUUUGACCUUGGAUUCCGCUUUGAUGUGGCAUGGUUCCUGACAGAGACUUCUCCUUUCAUGUGGGCCAAUCUGGGUAUUGGCUUGGCCAUCUCUCUGUCUGUGGUGGGAGCUGCCUGGGGAAUUUACAUCACUGGCUCAAGCAUCAUUGGUGGUGGUGUCAAGGCUCCACGAAUCAAGACUAAGAAUUUGGUCAGCAUCAUCUUCUGUGAAGCUGUCGCAAUCUAUGGGAUCAUCAUGGCCAUUGUAAUCAGCAACAUGGCUGAGAACUUCAGUGGAACAACCCCCGAGACCAUUGGAGCAAGGAACUACCAAGCUGGAUACUCCAUGUUUGGAGCCGGUCUGACUGUAGGCUUUUCUAACCUCUUCUGUGGCAUCUGUGUCGGCAUCGUGGGCAGCGGAGCAGCUUUGGCAGACGCCCAGAACGCCAGCCUCUUCGUGAAGAUUCUCAUUGUGGAAAUAUUUGGCAGUGCCAUUGGCCUGUUUGGUGUUAUUGUAGCCAUUCUGCAGACGUCGAAAGUAAAGAUGGGUGACUAGAGGAUGCAUUCACACACAACGAAGAUUGAAAAAAAAAAAAAAAAAGACCUUGCUGGGAAAUAAGAUGGAUUAUUGUGUAAAUACAUCGUAAAUUAUUUAAAUGUCUCUAUUUGCCUGGUAUUGUUUUUAACCAUCAUUCAUGCAAGAGUUGUUGGCGCUUCCUUUUGUCUCAAAGAUAAAGGUUGAGGAGGAAAACUCACGUGACACCGGUGCAGUUUUUGUGGCUUUCGGAUUCCGAGUGAGCCCUGUAUAUUUGCAAAGGUUGAGCUAAAUGAGUAGUACAAACAGAAAUGUACAUGGUUUGAAGGAUUUUACAUUAACGUCUGUUGCUUAUCAGGAGUCUGUAGUCUUAAGAGCUUUGACGACAACUUGCAGCUCUGGCGCAUCCAUCAAGUUGUAUACCGCUUGGGUCGUUUACAAGGCAUAAUUUCUUCUGACCACUCUUGGAUGAAUGAUGACUUAAAAAUCACACUAGAGUAUUUGAAAAUAUAUAUGUGUGUGAGUGCGUGUGUGUGUGUAUGUGUACACUGGAUACAUGAUCUUUUUUUUUUUUUUUUUUUUUUUCUUUUUCCUGUGAAGCAUGAGGGUGUUUACCAUUGUGUUUGUAGCCUGGUCUGUCAGUUUUUGUUUUUGCAUCUGUUCUUUGCUAAUAAGCAAGUGGUCCUUAAUCCACACAGUGGCCCAAAUACAGUAUUUGUCAGGCCUCCUACUGUAGAAGUCACAGAGAAUCUAUAAAGUUUUGAAUUAGAGUACUGAUCUGGAAUCAUUAGUAAGGUAACGGGACAGUUGGAUAUGCUUUUUGGGAGGCCAAAUACAGUCGGAUCACAGCAGCAGAUUUGCUCUGAAUAUGUCAUCCUGUCAUUCAUUUCCUAAUUUCCUGAAAAUGUUAUAGCACUAAGAUUUCUACAUUUGAAGCCCGUGAGCCUCUUGAACAUAGCUGCCAUCCAGAACUCCCUGUUUUUCCCUAGAGUCUCCCUUUGGAUUUAGUUUUAUGCAUGUUGUGAUCCUUUCCGGUAGUUUUUACAACAAUAAAUCAGAUAUCGGAAGACGGGGAAGCCAAAUGAUUGUGGGUAACUAGAAUACCAUUCAAAUGACCAUUUGUCCAAAGUGUUGUGCACAGAGAACUUUAACAGGCUUACGAUAUGACUUUAGCUUGAAGCUGGUUUUAGGAAACCUGAUGUGUCAGGUCACAUAUGAACAAAGUCAAAACCGCUGUCCUUUCUUUCUCAACACAUUUGUUCAACCUUACAUUCUCUUAGACUGGAAAGUGGAGUUUAUUUUAGAGGGCAUCACACUAGUAUUAGCUGACACCCAAUAUUAAUUGUUAACUAUUAAUAGUUGCUGUAACAUCACCUUUUGUUGAACAAGUGAGUCUUUUGGGAAAAUAAUUUUGUAUAAAUGCACUGGUCCACUGACUUGUAUUUUAAGCAAUCUCAGGUGGUUUGGUGCCCAAAACUCUGGGUAAAAACUAUGGACUCCAGUGCAUAAUCAGCUUUAUGGAUACUGAUUUUUGAUAUCCUUAUUUUACACAAAAAUCUAAUUCUACAAAUCUUCAUAUUGCUUUUUUUUUCUUUUUUUUUUUUUUUUAAAUUAAACUGUCUUGUUUUGAAUGUACAUGUUAACAUACAUUUGACAAUAUUUUAUCAAAUGUUAACUUCAUGCCUGUGUUCCCAAAUUAUUAUUUUCUAACAUUCCUAAAGAUUCCUUCAUGUAUGCGUUUAAAAGUGAGUCGUGUGUGUGUAGGGUGCACAUUGAAUAGCAGACAAUAUUAGACUCGUGCUGCUUCACGAAGCCACCAUUAAAGCUUUAUAAUCUUAGUUUGUAUGAACGUUCUUGUCAGCUGGUUGCUGUACAGUGUACAGUGCUGUAUCCCAUUUAUGUAAACUUAGAAAUCUGGCUAAACAGAUUAUUUUUCUGAGCCUUUGGCUGCCAGUAGAAUAAUGUGGAUGUGGGCACCGAGUGCAAAAUGCUGCAAUGUUGAGUCUAAGGUUUUUGGUGACAUGUUUGGAGACACAUUUUGUUCUUGAUGCAUCAUUCCACAGAGAUGACAGACCACGGCUAAUUGUGAAUUGUCUGAAAUCUUUCCUUGUAAUUUUUCCUUGACCGUUCUUGUGUAGUUCUGAAAGAGGGUAUAACAGAGUAUGAAUCUAACAUGGGGAAACUGAAUAGACUUAAGUAUAUCUAGACCUGGCCUCCCAAAGGUGUCUUAGCUGCAAGAUCAUCUUUGCCUUUAUGAUGGUUUUAUAAUUCAACCUAGAUCAAACUCCAAGAUGCCUUUGGUAAACCAGGCUCUGUACCAAACCCCUGGCUUUCAGUGACUGUAGUUGGUACUGUGUGUUUAUUAUGUUGAUGUGAUGGUGAUCAGAAAAUAACUCAUUGUUUUUGACAUUGUGUAUGAUAAGAAAAACAGAUCUUCCUUCUGGCUUCAUAAAUGUCCUCGAGAAAAUAAAAUGGUUCAAUCAA
Molecule: messenger RNA, 3282 nt
Organism: Seriola aureovittata
Lineage: Eukaryota; Metazoa; Chordata; Actinopteri; Carangiformes; Carangidae
Gene: atp6v0b
Product: ATPase H+ transporting V0 subunit b
Exons: 8
Coding region: 184-819 (211 amino acids)
Biological process (GO): proton transmembrane transport
Cellular component (GO): proton-transporting V-type ATPase, V0 domain
Molecular function (GO): proton-transporting ATPase activity, rotational mechanism
Source: RefSeq, a predicted model, not a curated record